Diplodia corticola is the source of this 972-nucleotide messenger RNA. RefSeq names its product bromodomain associated protein. Gene Ontology annotation, biological process: transcription initiation at RNA polymerase II promoter. Gene Ontology annotation, cellular component: transcription factor TFIID complex. The coding region runs from base 1 to 972 and encodes 323 amino acids. The record is from RefSeq and is a predicted model, not a curated record. The transcript is spliced from 2 exons. NCBI's taxonomy places the organism in Eukaryota, Fungi, Ascomycota, Dothideomycetes, Botryosphaeriales, Botryosphaeriaceae.
AUGAUGCCCGGACUGCGCUACCCCGAUGCUUCUUCAACGCAGAACCACGCCGCCGGCUCCAAGCGCCCGCUCGCUCCGGACGAUGAACAAUACGCACUCUCUUCGAAACGCCGUCGCGUCGUGCGCCACGGUAUCCGACAUAAGCAGGCCUGGCGCGAGGACCCAUCCAUUGCCGCGCCGCAGGACGAGGCCUUCUUCCAGGCCCAGAUUCUACGUGCCUGCUCAAUCAGCUUGACGGCCGUCGGAUUUGAGAGCGCGAAGCCCACCGCGCUGGAGGCGUUUCGCGGCCAGGUUGACGAAUAUGUGCGCGUCUCGAUGGAGCACGCGCGCCGCACAACCGCCACGCCUUCCGACUUCGCCCGCGCACUCGCCCACACCGGCUACACUGCGUCGGACCUUGAGCCGCAGCUCGCGCUGCCGCUGCCUGCUGCCAUCGCAUUGCCGCCCGUGCCCGACGCGCCGCCCGCGGAGGAGCCCCCGCCGCGCCUCGAGGCCGUCCUGGGCGCCGAGCUGUCGGGCGCCGCCGACAAGAACGCCCGCGCGUACAUCCCUACGCAUCUCCCUGCCUUCCCCAGCAAGCACACCUGGCAGGCCACGCCCGUGUACAGCUCGCGCGAGACGGACCCGAGGAAGAUUCGCGAGCGCGCGACGCAGGAGGGUAUUCUGGCGGAGCAGGCGCUGAGGAAGCUCAUGGCGGCGAAUCGGACGGGGUCGAGCAGGAGGCGAGGCAAGGAUACUGGUGUUGCGGGUGAUAAGAGGAGGUCGCCGCCGGCGAGUAAGCAGAUGUGGGAGGAUGCUAUGCGCGAGAUCAUACGCGAGGAUGAGAUGAAGCGGGGGGACGUGAUCAUGGGCGGGAUGGAUGACGAGCAGAGCGGGGACAAGACAAACGACUUCGUGGUGGACACGGGUCUGCUGGUGAACUACGAUAAGAAGUAUUGGCGGAAGGGAGUACAGUCGACGGCAUGGUCGUAA